UUAAGCUAGUAAUUAAAUGCGAUUGCCAAAUACAUGAAAUAGAAACGCACGUGUUUAUUGGUCGUGUGCCCCGUAUGAAACGUGUAUAUUCGAAUGACAUUGACUAGAGAAGCCAGACUUAAAAAAUGGCUGAAACGCAGAUGGAAGUGAGUCCGAAUAGGAGCAGAAAUCAACAAAAAACGAAGAGAAAGAAGAAGUCGCUUUCCUCCGUUUCACAGACUAUGGAUGCUGGGGAAGAUUCAAAGGAACAAACACCAGUUCUAAACAGCACAGAUGGAACGGGAAAUCAGAAGAAAAAACUCAAGAGGAAGACUGAUGCUGUGAUCUCAACACCUGACGCUAAAAUACAGAAGAAAUCACGCAGAGAUGUGGGAGAGGCUUCAAAGACGGCUACACCUGGCACAACAAAAAAGAACAAAGAGAAGAAGAACUCAAAGACAUCCAGUGCUAAAAAACCAUUAAGAGAUGAAGAUGAUGAUCAGGCAGAGUUUGCCGAGUCGGAUCUGCAGUUUGAGCCAGAGCUAGAGUUUGAGUCAGAUGGUGAAGAUGAGUCUGGAGAUGAAACAAACGACAAAGCGGGCUCUGAUGAGAAGAGAACAAAACCUGAGGAAGAUAACGAGGAGGAGGAUGCUGAAGAUGACAAGGAUGUGGAAGAUGUGUCCAACGAUCAACAAACAAAACCAGAAAUACAAUUACCAGGUACAAGCAUCGUACUGCCAGACACAAGUUUUGACUGCUUAGAAAGCAAGGUAUCAGAGUCCACUCUGAACGCCAUCAAGGAUAUGGGGUUCACACAUAUGACAGAGAUACAGUAUAAAGCCAUUCCAUAUCUCCUAGAUGGCAGGGAUCUCCUGGCAGCUGCUAAGACUGGUAGUGGCAAGACACUCGCAUUCCUCAUCCCUACAAUUGAGCUCAUUUACAAACUGAAGUUUAUGCCCAGAAAUGGCACCGGGGUCAUCAUACUGUCACCAACUAGAGAGCUGGCAAUGCAGACGUAUGGAGUCUUGAGGGAGACUCUUAAGUAUCACUAUCACACCUUUGGGCUUGUGAUGGGAGGAACAUGUCGUACGGCAGAGGCUAAGAAACUAGCGAAGGGGGUCAACAUUGUGGUUGCCACACCAGGGCGACUUCUUGAUCAUUUACAGAACACAGAGUCGUUCAUGUAUAAGAAUCUACAGUGUCUUGUGAUUGAUGAGGCAGAUCGUAUUCUUGAGGUGGGAUUUGAGCCAGAGAUGAGGCAGAUUAUUCGACUUCUCCCUAAGAGACGUCAAACCAUGCUUUUUUCAGCAACUCAGACCAGAAAGACGGAGGACUUGGCAAGAAUAUCUCUCAAGAAAGAGCCAAUUUAUGUUGGUGUUGAUGACAAUAAACUAGCAGCAACCGUGGAUGGGUUGGAACAGGGUUAUGUUGUGUGUUCAUCAGAUAAACGAUUCCUUCUCCUCUUCACAUUCUUAAAGAAGAAUCGUAACAAGAAGGUGAUGGUGUUCUUCUCUUCUUGUAUGUCAGUCAAGUAUCACAGUGAGCUGUUGAAUUACAUUGAUCUACCAGUCAUGGCAAUCCAUGGUAAACAGAAGCAGAAUAAGAGAACGCAGACAUUCUUCAAGUUCUGUAAUGCAGAUAAAGGUAUCCUGCUAUGUACAGAUGUAGCUGCUAGGGGUCUGGACAUCCCAGAGGUUGAUUGGAUUGUUCAAUAUGAUCCUCCAGAUGACCCCAAGGAAUACAUUCACCGGGUUGGUCGUACAGCCAGAGGCCUCGAGGGUAAAGGUCAUGCCCUUCUCAUACUCCGGCCUCAAGAACUCGGUUUCCUGAGAUUUCUGAAGCAAGCUCGAGUGCCACUCAAUGAGUUUGAGUUCUCAUGGACAAAAAUUGCUGACAUACAGUCACAGCUAGAGAAGUUGAUGAUGAAGAACUACUACCUGCAUCGCUCAGGUCAGGAGGCAUACAAGGGAUACGUACGAGCGUAUGAUUCACACAGCCUCAAGCAAAUCUUUGACAUCACCACGCUGGAUCUACAGAAGGUUGCCAAGUCAUUUGGGUUCAAAGUCCCACCAGGGGUUGACCUCAGCAUCAACGCCAUCAAGAGGGCUCAGAAGAAUAGAACUGGUUUCUCACCAGCUCAGCUCAGUCAAAAGAUGGCACAGAAAACCAAGAUUUAUAAACACAUCACAGGGAGCAAAGAUAAACGACAGUUUUCUCGCUAGGGCAAUUUUAUCCAUCACACUCUCUUAUUCUUACUAACUGAUCAUUUAAGAAAACAAAACUAGCACUAUGGCAACAGUUGGCACACUUGGUGAUCACAUCAGUGCAAUGAUAAUCUACCAUUUAAAGACAGUGGACACUAAUUGGUAAUUGUCAAAGACUAGUCUUCACAGUUUGUGUAUCUCAAAAUAUGCA
Asterias rubens (European starfish) is the source of this 2394-nucleotide messenger RNA. Its product is annotated as ATP-dependent RNA helicase HAS1-like. Bases 126 to 2201 code for a protein of 691 amino acids. NCBI's taxonomy places the organism in Eukaryota, Metazoa, Echinodermata, Asteroidea, Forcipulatida, Asteriidae. Gene Ontology annotation, biological process: maturation of LSU-rRNA from tricistronic rRNA transcript (SSU-rRNA, 5.8S rRNA, LSU-rRNA). The transcript has 13 exons. Gene Ontology annotation, cellular component: nucleolus. The record is from RefSeq and is a predicted model, not a curated record. Gene Ontology annotation, molecular function: ATP binding; RNA helicase activity; nucleic acid binding.